Diplodia corticola is the source of this 582-nucleotide messenger RNA. Its product is annotated as ran-interacting mog1 protein. Gene Ontology annotation, biological process: protein import into nucleus. NCBI's taxonomy places the organism in Eukaryota, Fungi, Ascomycota, Dothideomycetes, Botryosphaeriales, Botryosphaeriaceae. The record is from RefSeq and is a predicted model, not a curated record. The coding region runs from base 1 to 582 and encodes 193 amino acids. The transcript has 3 exons. Gene Ontology annotation, cellular component: nucleus. Gene Ontology annotation, molecular function: small GTPase binding; guanyl-nucleotide exchange factor activity.
AUGGCUGGCUUCGUUCCUGCUCAACUCUAUGGCGGUGCCAUCACCGUCGAGCUUCCGUCUGUCUUUGGCGACGUCAGCCUUAUUCGUGAGGUGCCCGACACUCAAGAAGUCUGGCUCGACAGAGACGGCUUCACCAGCGUUAUCUUUGACCUGACCGAGCGGGUCGACGAGUCCCAGGCGUCCAGCGACGAAGAAGCCCUGAAGUACCAUUUACAGGACAUGGUCGACGAUAGCAACGACGCAACACACUGCUGGCAGACCAGCGCUGCAGUGCUUGCGCGCAUGCCCAACGUCCCCGCAUAUGCUCUGGUCGCGACUCAACACCCAGCUGCAGGCCCGGGGGGCCGCAAGCCGCAAGCGGAUUUUACGGCACUCCUGCUGGUUCUCAUUCGCCUGGUCGAGCAGAAGACGGACAUUAUCAUCACAGUCAACGUCCCGCACGUGCCCGGAGAAUAUCCCAAGGAAGAGGUCGAUUUUGCCGCAGCGAAGCAGGGCCCGCUUGUGGACGCUGCCGCAACAAUCAAGCAGCGCAUCCUCGAGACGUUUGAAAUCAAGGAUUUCGGUCUUUUUGUCUCUGAAUAG